This is a messenger RNA of Microthlaspi erraticum, 1146 nucleotides long. NCBI's taxonomy places the organism in Eukaryota, Viridiplantae, Streptophyta, Magnoliopsida, Brassicales, Brassicaceae. The record is from the annotation of a GenBank genome assembly.
AUGGUCAGUGCCCCUUAUGGCGAUCACUGGCGUACUCUCCGGCGAAUCGGCGCCAUUGAGAUCUUCUCGUCUCAAAGGCUUAACAGCCUUUUAUCCAUCCGUAAAGACGAAAUCCGACAUUUGAUUUUGCGUCUCUCCAAAAACUCUCAAAAAGAGUUUGUGAAAGUGGAGAUGAGAACAUUGUUUGCGGACUUUAUUCUUAACAAUGUUAUGAGGAUGGUGGCCGGGAAGCGGUUUUACGGCGAUGGAACAGAACACGAUGACGACGCAAGAUGCGUUAGGCAGUUGAUUGCUGACGUGGUGGCUAGUGCCGGCGCCGGAAACGCCGCUGAUUAUUUUCCGGUCUUGUGUUGGAUCACUGAUUACGAGAGACGUGUCAAAAAGGUCGCAGCUCGGUUUGACGUGUUCUUGCAAGGACUUGUUGACGAGAAACGUGCGGCAAAAGAAAAGGGCAAUACCAUGAUCGAUCGUUUGCUUUCUCUCCAAGAAACGCAACCUGAUUAUUACACAGAUCUCAUCAUCAAAGGGAUCAUAGUCGUAUUGAUACUUGCGGGGACUGAUACCGUAACAGGAACACUUGAGUGGACGAUAUCAAAUUUGCUAAACCAUCCAGAGGUUUUGAGAAAAGCCAAAAACGAAAUCGACACAAAAAUCGGUGUAGAGAGGUUAGUCGACGAAUCCGACAUAAAAGAUCUCCCUUAUCUUCAGAACAUCGUGUCGGAGACUCUACGACUUUAUCCGGUAGCUCCGACACUUCUCCCCCACGUGGCGUCUGAGGAUUGCAUGGUCGCGGGAUACGACGUGCCACGAGGCACAGUCUUAUUGGUGAACGUAUGGGCCAUGCAUAGAGAUCCAUGUAUAUGGGAAGAGCCAGAAAUGUUUAAACCAGAAAGGUUUGAGAAAAAAGGUGCUGAUCAGAAGCUGAUCCCGUUUGGGAUCGGACGACGAGCUUGUCCUGGUUCCGGUUUAGCUCAACGGUUAGCGAAUCUUGCUGUAGGAUCGUUGGUUCAGUGUUUCGAGUGGGAGAGAGUUGGAAAAGAAAAUGUGGACAUGAAAGAAGGGAGCAUGAUGCACCAAGCGACACCGAUGCAUGCCAUGUGUAAAGCUCGUCCCAUUGUCCACAACGUUCUCAACGCUUCGUUUUGA